Molecule: messenger RNA, 1719 nt
Organism: Aureobasidium uvarum
Lineage: Eukaryota; Fungi; Ascomycota; Dothideomycetes; Dothideales; Saccotheciaceae
Source: the annotation of a GenBank genome assembly
AUGGCAGGGUUGUCUGAUCAGGUGCUGCAGUGGCUGUACAGCGUCCUCCUGAAUGUAGAAACACGUCCUGUGCAUGCCUCAACAUCAAGGUCACUGACGACAAGACCANNGGAAUACCACGAUGCACAACGCGCCUAUAGCGACAGUGUCGCAGCUCUCUCGACGUAUCCUUCAUUAUCACCUCGAACCGAUGUCUACACGUAUAACACUGGACAGCCCGCGCUGCUGUUACGACUGUCAGGCACCCUUCCCGUCAACUUUCGUGGCACAGUCUACAGAUUUCCCGUGACGAUAUGGCUGCCGCAUGCCUAUCCUGCAGAUCCUGAGGGUAUCAUGGUGUUUGUGAUACCAGGAGAGGGCAUGGCUAUACGACCUGGACAACACGUCAGUGUCGACGGACGGGUCUACCACCCCUAUCUGCGCGACUGGUCCAUGAAUCAACGCUCGAACAUCAUCGACUUCUUGCGCCUUCUUCAGGAUGUUUUUGCUCGAGAGCCUCCUGUUAUUGCAAGGCCUGCGCAACAACCACAACCAAUGCAGCCUCAGUCACCGAUGCAGCGACCUCCUCCUCCGCCAAAAGAACAACCUCGACCAGCGCAAUCUCACCCUGCAGAAAUGUCGGCUGGACCGCCUCCUCCGAGACCUCCGAAGCCUGGAGAGCAAGGUCAUGUCUCUACACCCGUUCAGAAUCGCAAUGAUGGUCCGCCCUUGCCACCUCUACCACACGAGCGAGCUCGACAAUCACCACAACUGCGACAAGGGAAUGCCUUUGACGCCUCUCAGCCUCAGCGCUAUUCCAGAGCUCCACCAUUGCCUCAUCAGAUCCAGCAAGAGUACAGGCAGACUCCAGGUUCCCCUCUGACUUCGAAUGCGCAAACACCUACCCAGAGAUAUACACAGCCUCCGCCGAUGCCUACACCGCAGCAAAAUCAACACCAUCAGAUACCCCUACGUCCAGCUCAGCACCAGUACCGUCAACAAUACCAACAAUCGCCUCCACAGCAUUUCCAGCAGAUGCCUCCGAACAUGUCUGCUCGGCAGUAUCCUCCGCAACACGCUCCUCAUAAUCAACCCAUGCCUACAAAACCUGCACCUGCUCAGGAUCUCCUCAGUGAUCCGUUCGAUGUUAGCAUAUCGACAACAACAUCCUCAGGUCCAGCCCCUCCGAUCCCACCAAAUCCGGAAAAGGAGCAUCUUCUACACCUCCUUUCUCAAUCUCUGGUUUCUCAAAUACACCAGAAAGUAAAUCAAAACACUUCCGCCUUGGCCCCUCUGCAUGCUCAGUCUCUCGCUCUCCAAGAGGCACAUUCUCGCCUCAACUCCGAGCUGUCACAACUGACAGCCUUGGACAAUACACUAACCACCAACGAACGAAUACUCCAUCAAGCCCUUUCGGAUUGCGAUCGUGUCAUCGCCGAUAGCAAAUCUACCCCACAGCCACCCAUUGAUGAUGUCCUCGUCGCCCCUACUGUUGCUUCCACCCAACUCUGGAAUCUGCAGGCUGAUGAAGCAGCCAUUCGGGAAACUUUGUGGUGUUUGCAACGUGCAGUGGGAGCAGGGAGAGUUGGCUCAGAGGUUUUCAUCAAGAUGACUAGGAGUCUGGCCAGAGAGCUGUUCUUGAAGAUGGCACUGAGUAAAAAGGUUGCCAGAGGACUAGGUCUGGACGUGGGAGGCAGUAGAGCAGGGACUUUUGGAGGUGAAGAUGGAUAUGGAUAUUGA